UCUACGAGCAUUCCUCGGUGGAAAUCGUAGUUCGAUCUCUCCGCUGGAUCGUACAUCACGGUGAAACUGGUUUCUAUUGAUAAUGGACGUAAAUUACAGGAUAGAGAUCGUCACUAUCAAACAGUUCCCGUGAACGUGCACACGGUUGGUCGCUCUAAGACGAUUAGAUAACGCUUAUUGUCGCGACAAUUGGAAAAACACUCGCUACAGUGCUGCUACCGAGUGCGUGAAUUCGCGUAAUAGACAACGCGAAUACUCGUUUUCCAAAAUAAACUCCGCCAUAUAUGAUACAGAUGAAAAGACGUUGAUUUAAGCCGAUUUAUCACCGAUUCGCUCCGAUUUUAUCAACUUUCAACGUUGCAACAUUGCUCGAACGCGUACUCUAAUCACUCCGUUUGUUUUCGACGUUGUUGUGUUUACAUUCCAAAAAUCCCAUGAGCUCUGGAUCUUAUCGGACGUUAUCGUGCACCGAAUUUAACCGUCGUAGAAGAUUCUCGCGUCUCUGGUGAAAUAGUCGAUCGCGCGAUAGCUAGCGGCUCGUCGUUCGAAAACCGUGUAUCACAAAUGGGCAACGAGAAGUUCGAGUUUGCUAUAGAUCGCGGUGGAACGUUCACGGACGUGUACGCCAGGUGUCCAGGCGGCAAAGUUCGAGUGAUGAAAUUGCUGUCGGUGGAUCCCGCAAACUACGAGGAUGCACCGCGCGAAGCAAUCCGACGAAUCCUCGAGCAGGAAACCGGACGAAAGAUCGCUGGACUGAUCGACGCCUCGUCGAUCUCGUGGAUCCGAAUGGGCACGACGGUAGCGACGAACGCGUUGCUCGAGAGAAAAGGCGCGAAAAUGGCGUUGCUGAUAAACGAGGGCUUCAGAGACCUCCUUUUUAUAGGCAACCAGGCUCGACCCAACAUAUUCGACCUGCAAGUGGUCACGCCGGAAGUCCUGUACAAGAAGGUGGUAGAAGUUGGGUGCAGAGCGAUACCAGCCUCGCCCGACAAGUGUCGCUUGGACACUAAAAAUUGGCGAAGGGUGAAGGGUUCCACCGGCGAGGAUUUGUUCGUCACGCGUGAACUCGACGAGGAAAGGUUGAAGAAGGACCUGGAGGAGCUGAAACGAACCGGGAUCGAGAGUUUGUCGGUGGUUCUAGCUCACAGCUACAUGUUCGCCGAACACGAGCUCAGAGUCGGUGAACUGGCGAGGUCGGCUGGUUUCUCGCAGGUGUCUCUUUCCCACGAAGUUAUGCCUAUGACGAGAAUCGUCCCCAGAGGUUUCACAGCCUGCGCGGACGCGUACCUGACGCCCCACAUUAAACAGUACCUCCAGAGCUUUUCGUCGGGAUUCAAAGACAAAUUGGAAAACGUGAAUGUAUUGUUCAUGCAGAGCGACGGUGGAUUAACCCCGAUGAAUUCAUUUAAUGGCUCCAGAGCCAUUCUCUCCGGUCCCGCUGGCGGUGUCGUUGGCUACGCGAUGACCACCUAUGGCAAGGAAACUAAUCUGCCGGUGAUUGGGUUCGACAUGGGUGGCACUUCGACCGACGUGAGUCGUUAUGGUGGUAGUUACGAGCACGUGUACGAAAGCACCACGGCGGGGGUCACGAUACAAGCAGCUCAGUUGGACGUGAACACAGUUGCGGCAGGAGGUGGAUCGAUGCUUUUCUUCAGGUCGGGUCUCUUCGAGGUCGGGCCUGAGAGCUCAGGGGCCCAUCCAGGACCCGCGUGCUACAAGAAAAACGGUCCUCUGGCGGUCACCGACGCGAAUUUAGCCCUGGGGAGACUGUUGCCCGAAUACUUCCCAAAAAUAUUCGGUCCGAACGAAAACGAACCCUUGGACAAGUUCCGCACGAUGGAGGCGUUUCGAGCGCUCACCGAUCAAGUAAAUAACGGUCACAAGUCGAAGGGCACGAUGACGAUCGAGGAGGUGGCGAUGGGAUUCAUCAGAGUCGCCAACGAAACCAUGUGUCGGCCAAUACGAGCUCUGACGCAGGCAAAGGGCUACGACACUUCCCGCCAUGUUUUGGCGUGUUUCGGGGGCGCGGGUGGACAACACGCGUGCGCCAUCGCUCGAUCCCUCGGUAUGGGAACCGUUUUCGUUCACAAAUACGCGGGAAUUUUGUCCGCCUACGGAAUGGCUCUGGCCGACGUGGUGGAAGAAGCUCAGGAACCGAGCGCGGAAGUCUACGAGAAAGGAUCGUUCGCGCGCUUGGACGAACGCUUGGACGUCCUCGAGAAGAAAGUUCGUAGGAAAUUGUUGGCCCAAGGGUUCGAGGAUUCUCGCAUAAUCACGGAGCCAUUUUUACACUUGCGAUAUCAGGGAACGGACUGCGCUUUGAUGUGCACCCCGAGUAAAAAAGGCGAUGAAAAAGAUGGCACGAGACACGGCGAUUUUAUCACACCGUUUCUGGAAAGGUAUCAGACAGAAUUUGGUUUCACUAUGCCCGAUCGAAAGAUCCUGGUGAACGAUCUGAGAGUGCGAGGGGUGGGGAGGACAGAGGUGGAGGAGGAUUCGAUUUUACCGUCGUCCACGGAGCCUCCGAGGUUGGAGAAGGCAAGUAAACCCAAAACGAUCACCACGAUGGUGUACUUCGAGAAUGGUUAUCUGGACACCAAAGUGUACCAAUUGGAAAAUUUAUCGCCUGGCCACGUGAUACACGGGCCAGCUAUUAUAAUGGACAGCCUGAGCACCCUCCUGAUCGAGCCUGAUUGCACGGCAUCGAUCACCUCUCGCGGCGAUGUCAAGAUUACGAUCGGUCAAGGCCUGAAGGCAGAGGUCACGACCGAGUUGGACGCCAUUCAGCUCAGCAUUUUCUCCCACCGUUUCAUGAGUAUCGCCGAACAAAUGGGCAGGAUUCUUCAGAGAACCUCCAUCUCCACGAACAUAAAGGAACGUUUGGACUUCUCCUGCGCGGUAUUCGGUCCUGACGGAGGGUUGGUCUCCAACGCACCCCAUAUACCGGUCCAUCUGGGCGCCAUGCAAGAGACCGUGCAAUAUCAAAUGAGGGUUUUCAAGGGCAAAUUCACGCGAGGCGACGUGAUCCUUGCUAAUCAUCCCUCCGCCGGCGGAUCGCAUCUUCCGGACCUCACCGUCAUAACUCCUGUAUUCUACAAGGACGUGGAAAAACCGGUGUUCUUCGUGGCGAGCAGGGGGCACCAUGCUGAUAUAGGUGGCAUAACGCCUGGAUCUAUGCCGCCACAUUCCACUACUUUGCAUCAGGAAGGAGCAACUUUCAAGAGUUUCUUAUUGGUGCACAAGGGCGUGUUACGCGAAAAAGAACUGAUAGAAGAAUUAAUGGCCCCAGGGAAGAUUCCAGGGAGUUCCGGAACCAGAAACCUGGCCGACAAUCUGAGCGAUUGCAAGGCUCAGAUCGCAGCCAAUCACAAAGGCUCAUUGUUGGUGAACGAAUUGAUCGAUAUAUACGGUCUCGAGGUCGUCCAAGCGUACAUGGGUCACAUUCAACAUAAUGCAGAAGUUGCGGUGAGGGAUAUGCUGAAGUCCGUGGGAAGGAAGCUUCUACAAGAUACCGGAAGUACCACUGCGACUGCAGUGGAUUACUUGGACGACGGGAGCCCGAUUAAAUUCGCUCUGAACAUCGACGUAGAAAAGGGCGAGGCAGUUUGCGAUUUCACUGGUACCGGAUACGAAGUGUGGGGCAACUGCAACGCGCCUCGAGCCAUCACUCUUUCGGCGUUGAUCUACUGUCUGAGGUCGAUCGUUGGUCGAGACGUUCCUUUGAACCAGGGCUGUUUGAAACCCGUCCAGAUAAUUAUACCCAAGGGUUCGCUCCUGGACCCGUCGGAGGAAGCUGCCGUGGUCGGUGGGAACGUCCUCACUUCCCAACGCGUGGUCGACGUAGUUUUGCAAGCUUUUGGAGCUUGUGCAGCAUCGCAGGGCUGCAUGAACAACGUGACACUGGGCACCGAAGAAUGGGGAUACUACGAAACUGUCGCUGGCGGCAGUGGAGCCGGACCAACGUGGGACGGCAGGGGCGGAGUGCAUACGCAUAUGACCAACACUAGGAUCACCGAUCCAGAAAUAUUGGAACUUCGAUAUCCGGUUGUUCUCGAUAAAUUCUCUCUUCGUCCAGGAAGCGGAGGGGCCGGCGCCCACCCUGGCGGCGACGGUGUCAUCCGUGAAAUAACUUUCAGGGCACCGAUGAUGCUGUCUGUAUUAACGGAAAGAAGAGUGCACAAUCCGCCCGGUUUGGCAGGAGGAUCGGCUGGACAACGCGGACGGAACACGCUGAGAAGGGCAGACGGUAGAAUGAUCAACUUAGGCCCUAAAACUGCCGUGCCAGUCUGUCCAGGGGAUACCUUCAUCCUGGAGACUCCUGGAGGCGGUGGGUACGGCUUCCCCGGGACAGAGGCUCAGUUGUCGCAAAGAAAUCUCAAAGGAUUCAUCGAACGUGGAAGCGUCUUCGAAUAUCGAAAAGCACAGGAAUCCGUAUAAUCGUCGUUCACCGAGAAGA
This is a messenger RNA of Colletes gigas, 4456 nucleotides long. Its product is annotated as 5-oxoprolinase. The transcript is spliced from 21 exons. The coding region runs from base 565 to 4437 and encodes 1290 amino acids. Gene Ontology annotation, biological process: glutathione metabolic process. NCBI's taxonomy places the organism in Eukaryota, Metazoa, Arthropoda, Insecta, Hymenoptera, Colletidae. Gene Ontology annotation, molecular function: 5-oxoprolinase (ATP-hydrolyzing) activity. Gene Ontology annotation, cellular component: cytosol. The record is from RefSeq and is a predicted model, not a curated record.